Molecule: messenger RNA, 1317 nt
Organism: Mercurialis annua (annual mercury)
Lineage: Eukaryota; Viridiplantae; Streptophyta; Magnoliopsida; Malpighiales; Euphorbiaceae
Product: transcription factor MYB35-like
Exons: 4
Coding region: 148-1242 (364 amino acids)
Source: RefSeq, a predicted model, not a curated record
UUUAAAUUGAAAGUAAAAUCUUCAUGCUUUUCUUGCUUACACACUUGUUAUACCUUUAACCCUAUUUUGUUCCUCCUUUAAUCUUUUACCUCAAUUCGAUCUCGAUUCCGUUCGGCAUUUGCUAAACAAAGAUUAAGUUUUGGAUCAAUGGUGAGACCUCCUUGUUGUGAUAAGUUGAAUGUGAAAAGAGGACUUUGGACAGAAGAGGAAGAUGCUAAGAUACUUGCUCAUGUUUCUAAGCAUGGGACAGGAAAUUGGACUGCCCUUCCGAAGAAAGCAGGACUUAGAAGAUGUGGAAAAAGUUGCAGACUGAGGUGGACUAAUUACCUGAGACCAGACCUAAAACUCGACAACUUCACAUCCCAAGAAGAGGAACUCAUUGUUAGGCUUCAUGCAGCCAUAGGAAGCAGGUGGUCAAUCAUAGCCCAACAACUUCCAGGAAGAACAGACAAUGAUGUGAAAAACUACUGGAACACAAAGCUACGGAAAAAGCUCUCAGAAAUGGGAAUAGACCCUGUUACACACAAGCCCUUCUCUCAAAUCCUAGCAGAUUAUGGAAAUAUUGGGUGCAUUAACCCUAAAUAUAGUACUAGAAUUGGCUCCCUCACUAGAGACCUCAAAAAUGCUUUUAUUUCUAAUCCAAACCCUAACAUCAGUAGCCAAACACAAACCCUAAUGUCUCCCAAAGCUGAUUGUUACUUGAGCAACACUCAUCAUUACAUGAACAUAAAUCAGUCCAAUUCUUCGGUGGAUCUGUUUAAUCAGUUGCAAGCGAUUAAGCUCGUGACUGAAGCUUCGAGUUUCGCGAACUAUGAACCGGUGUCAAUCCCGUCUCAUUUUCAUAGCGAAGGAUCAGCGUCUUCCUCGUCGUCUUCGUCUACUUGUUCGACUGCUGCUCAAGAAAAAUCAGCAUUGAAGUUUAGCUGGAAAGAUUUUCUUCUUGAAGACGCGUUUUUACCGAGUAAUGAUCAUGAUCAACAUCUACAAGCUCAAGAAAUUAAAAAUUAUUCGUCCAAUAGUAAUAAUAAUGAUAAUAAUAUUGAGUUGAUGAUCAGACAAGCACAGACUGUUACACUACAAGGUGAUGAGCAAGUUGGAGUUAGAGGAGAUCAGAAGUUUCAUCAUCAAGGGCAAAAUCCAUCUUCUUCUUCUAAUACUUCAUUUGUUGAAGCUAUAUUAAAUCAAGAAAAUGAGAUUUUUCUUGAUUUUCCUAAUUUACUUGAAGAACAAUUCAUCUACUGACCACUUUGAUUAAGAGACAUAUAGCUGAUUCUUGUAAUAAGGGUUUUUUUUUUAUUGAUUAUUAAAGUUCUUUCA